This is a messenger RNA of Tachyglossus aculeatus (Australian echidna), 4715 nucleotides long. It is a transcript of the gene ADCY6, whose product is annotated as adenylate cyclase 6. Gene Ontology annotation, molecular function: adenylate cyclase activity. The coding region runs from base 282 to 3812 and encodes 1176 amino acids. The record is from RefSeq and is a predicted model, not a curated record. Gene Ontology annotation, biological process: adenylate cyclase-inhibiting G protein-coupled receptor signaling pathway; adenylate cyclase-activating G protein-coupled receptor signaling pathway; cAMP biosynthetic process. The transcript has 23 exons. Lineage: Eukaryota; Metazoa; Chordata; Mammalia; Monotremata; Tachyglossidae. Gene Ontology annotation, cellular component: plasma membrane.
GCGGCUGCGCUCGCUGGACAAGGGCCGGGGCCCACCGCUCACCGACACACACCCAGACUGACCGACAGACACACCGACGGACGGACAGACGACAGACACACCGACAGACCGAGCCCGGGGGGGGCCCGGGGGUCGCGCCCAUCCACCCUGGCAGGGGCCGCGUCUGUGCCGAGUCUCCGACGCAACCCAAAGUGGCCGUUCCCGCCUGGCACCCCGGCACCCGCAGGCAGAUAAAUGCAGUGUCCCCUGGCCCAGGGCGCGGGCAAGAGUGACCCCUCAGCAUGUCCUGGUUCCGCGGCCUCCUGGUGCCCAAGGUGGACGAGCGGAAGACGGCUUGGGGCGAGCGCAACGGGCAGAAGAGCAAGCGGCGGGGCACGGGCGGGCUGUGCGGCCCCCGCUACAUGAGCUGCCUCCAGGAGCCCGCGCCGGAGGCCCCCCGGCCCGGCGACACCUCGGCCCGGAAGGGGGCUGGGGCGGGCACCGUGGGACCACCGGGCGGGACGGGGCCCUCCGGCGGGCCGGGGCACGAACUGGGCCUCAAGGCGGUGGCCCUGGGCUUCGAGGAGGGCGAAGGGACCGGUGAGGGGGCCGGCGGCGGGGCGGCGGCGGCGGGGCCGGGGGGCGGCGGGGGCGCGGGCGGCUGGCGAUGGCUGGCCCGGGUCUUCCAGUCGAAGCAGUUCGAGUCGGCCAAGCUGGAACGGCUCUACCAGCGCUACUUCUUCCAGAUGAACCAGAGCUCCCUGACCCUGCUCAUGGGCGUCCUGGUGUUGGCCAUGGGCGUCCUGCUGGCCUUCCACGCCGCCCCCGCCGCCCCCGACCCGCCCUACGUGGCCGCCCUGGCCGUAGCGGCGGCCCUGUUCCUGGCGCUCAUGGCCGUGUGCACGCGGCGCGGCUUCCGGCCCGGUUGCAUGGGCCUGGUGAGCUACGCGGUGCUGGCGCUGCUGGGCACCGUCCAGGGGCUGGGGCUGAUGGCGCUGGCCCCGCGUGGGGCCUCCGAGGGGCUCUGGGCCACCGUCUUCUUCGUCUACGUGGCCUACACGCUGCUCCCGGUCCGCAUGCGGGCCGCCGUCCUCAGCGGCCUGGGCCUCUCCGCCUUGCACCUCCUCCUCGCCUGGGGCCUCAACCGCGAGGACGCCUUCCUCUGGAAGCAGCUCAGCGCCAACCUCCUCCUCUUCCUCUGCACCAACGUCAUCGGCAUCUGCACCCAUUACCCGGCCGAGGUCUCGCAGCGCCAGGCCUUCCAGGAGACCCGGGGGUACAUCCAGGCCCGACUCCACCUCCAGCAUGAGAACCGGCAGCAGGAGCGCCUGCUGCUCUCUGUGCUGCCCCAGCAUGUGGCUCUGGAGAUGAAGGAGGACAUCAGCGCCAAGCAGGAGGACAUGAUGUUUCACAAAAUCUACAUCCAGAAGCACGACAACGUCAGCAUCCUGUUUGCGGACAUCGAGGGGUUCACCAGCCUGGCCUCCCAGUGCACUGCCCAGGAGCUCGUCAUGACCCUCAACGAGCUGUUCGCCCGGUUCGACAAGCUGGCCGCCGAGAACCACUGUCUGCGGAUCAAGAUCCUGGGAGACUGCUACUACUGCGUGUCCGGCCUGCCCGAGCCGCGGGCUGACCAUGCCCACUGCUGUGUGGAGAUGGGCGUUGACAUGAUCGAGGCCAUCUCGCUGGUGCGGGAAGUGACCGGCGUGAACGUGAACAUGCGUGUGGGCAUCCACAGCGGCCGCGUGCACUGCGGCGUGCUCGGCCUGCGCAAGUGGCAGUUUGACGUCUGGUCCAACGAUGUCACGCUGGCCAACCACAUGGAGGCGGGAGGCCGCGCCGGCCGGAUCCACAUCACGCAGGCCACGCUGCAGUACCUGAACGGCGACUACGAGGUGGAGCCGGGCCGGGGCGGCGAACGCAACGCCUACUUGAAGGAGCACAGCAUCGAGACCUUCCUCAUCCUCGGCGCCAGCCAGAAACGGAAGGAGGAAAAGGCCAUGCUAGCCAAGCUGCAGCGGGCACGUGCCAACUCGACGGAUGGGCUGGUGCCGCGUUGGGUGCCCGAGCGCUCCUUUCCUCGCACUAAGGACUCCAAAGCCUUCCGCCAGAUGGGCAUCGAUGACUCCAGCAAAGACAACCGCAGCGCCCAGGAGGCCCUGAACCCCGAGGACGAAGUGGACGAGUUCCUGGGCCGCGCCAUCGACGCCCGCAGCAUUGACCAGCUGCGCAAGGACCACGUGCGGCGCUUCCUGCUCACCUUCCAGACCGACGAUCUCGAGAAGAAGUACUCGCGAAAGGUGGACUCACGCUUUGGGGGCUCCGUGGCCUGUACCCUACUCGUCUUCUGCUUCAUCUGCCUCAUCCAGCUCCUCGUUGUUCCACACUCUGCCCUGAUGCUCGGUCUCUUUGGAGGCAUCUUCCUCCUGCUGACUGGCAUCCUGUUGGUCUGUGCCGCCUACUCCUGCCUCUCUCUGUUCCCGCUCGCCCUGCAGCGCCUUUCCCGCAACAUCGUCCGCUCCCGGGCCCGCAGCACAGCCGUUGGCGUAUUCUCCAUCCUGCUCGUCUUCGUCUCCGCCUUCGCCACCAUGUUCUCCUGCGACCACACUCCCGUGCGGAGCUGCGCAGCCAAGACGUUGAACCUGACGCCCGCCGCCAUCACCGCCUGCCACCUGCGGAGGCUCAACUUCUCCCUCGGCGCUGAGGUCCCGCCCUGCCCGAGCACGGCUCCCGCCUGCAGCUUCCCUGAGUACUUCACAGAGAGCCUCCUGCUGAGCCUGCUGGCCUGCUCACUUUUCCUGCACAUCAGCAGCCUGGGCAAGCUGGCCCUCGUGCUGGCCAUGGGGCUGCUCUACCUCGCCCUGCUGCUGCUCGGACCCCCGGCCGUGAUCUUCGACAACUACGACCUGUUGCUGCUCGCCCAUGCUCUGCCGGCCUACAACGAGACUCAGGAUGGGUCAGAGUGUUUGGUGGGUGACAAGCUGGCGCUGAAGUACAUGACGCCUGUGAUCCUGCUGGUGUUCGCCCUGGCGCUCUACCUGCACGCCCAGCAGGUAGAGUCCACGGCCCGCUUGGACUUCCUCUGGAAACUGCAGGCCACGAACGAGAAGGAGGAGAUGGAGGAGCUGCAGGCGUACAACCGGCGACUGCUGCACAACAUCCUGCCCAAGGACGUGGCUGCUCACUUCCUGGCCCGCGAGCGACGCAACGACGAGCUGUACUACCAGUCCUGCGAGUGCGUGGCCGUCAUGUUCGCCUCCAUCGCCAACUUCUCCGAGUUCUACGUCGAGCUGGAGGCCAACAACGAGGGCGUCGAGUGCCUGCGCCUGCUCAACGAGAUCAUCGCCGACUUUGACGAGAUCAUCAGCGAGGAGCCCUUCCGGCAGCUGGAGAAGAUCAAGACGAUCGGCAGCACGUACCUGGCGGCCUCGGGGCUGAACGCGGCCACGUAUGACCGGGCCGGCCGCUCCCACGUCACCGCGCUGGCCGACUACGCCAUGCGCCUCAUGGAGCAGAUGAAACACAUCAACGAGCACUCGUUCAACAACUUCCAGAUGAAGAUCGGACUGAACAUGGGCCCUGUGGUGGCCGGGGUGAUCGGAGCCCGCAAGCCUCAGUACGACAUCUGGGGGAACACAGUCAACGUGUCCAGCCGCAUGGACAGCACCGGCGUCCCUGACCGCAUCCAGGUGACGACGGAUCUGUACCAGGUGCUGGCGGCUAAGGGCUACCAGCUGGAGUGCCGCGGGGUGGUCAAGGUGAAGGGCAAGGGCGAGAUGACCACGUACUUCCUCAACGGGGGCCCCGCGAGCCCCACGGGAUCCGCCAGCUAGCGGGGCCCAGGCCGCCCUGCCUCUGUGAGGGCACCAGGCUGCCGGGGUGUCAGGCUUGGCGGACUUUGAGCGGGACCGGGCCCUCCCCACCGCCGGCCCCCUGAUCCUCCGUGGCGGGGGCUCAGGCCGUGCCCGAGGGCUGGCUCGGCCCGCAGGAGGUAGAGAGGGGCAGAAAGAGGACUGCAAGACCAACUUUAUUUUUGUACCCGGGUCAGCUGCCCACCGUGCCGUCCCCCUCCCCGCUCCGGCCCCCUCCCCUGCUCCGCUGUGGGACUCUGGAGGGGCGGUGGCGGGGAGGUGCCCCUAAAGUGUCCCCCGCCCCCUCUCUGGUCUCUCCAAGAGCCUUUUGCUCUAGGCCCAAGGUGGUCAGCCGGGCCUUCCGCCUCUCUCUUUGGUCUGUGCCUCCCGUGGGUGGGAAAGAGGGCGUGGUGGGAUCUUCCCUGGUGCCCCCCACGACCUCCCAGGACUCUCCCCGACCCACCCGGGAACCCCAUUGCACCCACUGGGCCCAGACCAGGGCAGUGGUGAGCGCUGGAGUGCCUCUACCCCUGGGGUGGAGAGCGGCCCGGUGCCCACGCGCAGGGGCGAGGAGGAGCGGCUCGCCCCACGAUGCCAAAGAGAGAGAGGCUGGGGAUGGACGCCCCUCCGCCACCCCCUCACUCCCAGCCCAGUUUUCCCCUUGGCCCGUCGGACUGGCUGGGGUCGCCUGUCUCCCCGGCCCGACGGGAUCCGGCUCGGGAGGGUGGGCUGGUUCCGGAGGGGGCCGGCUCGGUGGAGGGCGAGGAGGGCAGGUGUGUGUGUGUGCGCACGCGCGUGUGUGUGUGUGUGUGUGUGUGUCCAUGCCUUUUUGUUACCUUGCACACCCUCUGCCCGCCAUUCCCGCUCUCCCAGCACUAGCACGAA